Molecule: messenger RNA, 1080 nt
Organism: Ilex paraguariensis (yerba mate)
Lineage: Eukaryota; Viridiplantae; Streptophyta; Magnoliopsida; Aquifoliales; Aquifoliaceae
Source: the annotation of a GenBank genome assembly
AUGGAAAUCCAAUUCCAACAGCAUCAAAAGGGAGGAAAUCCAAUGAGCAAAUUCAAGGGGAGAAAUAAAAGUAGCAGCAAUAACAACAAAUUUAUAGGGGUGAGACAAAGGCCUUCUGGGAGAUGGGUAGCUGAGAUCAAAGACACAACAAAGAAGAUUAGGAUGUGGCUUGGAACCUUUGAAACUGCUGAAGAAGCUGCUCAUGCCUACGACGAGGCUGCUUGCCUUCUUCGCGGAUCCAAUACUCGCACAAACUUCAUUACCAAUGUCUCUGCUGACUCUCCUCUCGCUUCUCGAAUUCGAAAUCUGCUAAACAGCAAAAAAAGUGCAAAACGGCAGAGUCUGAAUGUAUCUAACUCUACAAGCAGUAACACCAUUAAGAGUAGUACUGGCAUUACAAGUAAUCCUACUACUAGUACUGAUGAUACAAAUGGUUGUGGUGGUGACUUCAUUAGCAGUGGUGACUCUCUUUCUAGAAGCAAGAUACAAGAUUCCCAGUUGUUUGAUGAUGCAUAUAGACCUGAUUUCAGCAAUUUCGCCGAAGAAUUGAACUUAGACUCUUCUCAAUCUGAUAUGGCUUGGGGUUUUGGACCCGGGCUUAAUCGGUUUCCUUUGACUGAAGAGAUGCUGGAAUUACCAAAGAAUCUUGUUCUACCAGAGACAACUGGCCCAGAUUUUUCAGAAUUUGAGCUCAUGAAAGUUGAAAGACAGAUAUCAGCAUCGCUUUACGCGAUGAACGGGGUGCAGGAGUGUAUGGAAACUGUCCAUGAUCCUACUGAAGCUUUUUGGGAUCUUCCUCCUUUAGAUGGUUUCGACAGCAACCCCUUGGCCAUAGCAAAGGCCAUCUCUUACAACCAUGAACAGAGCUGCCCAACGAUCUCAAAACAUGGACAACACAUAACUUCCAGGCCAAUCGAUAAUGAGAGGUUAGNCAUAAUAGAUGGUUUCGACAGCAACCCCUUGGCCAUAGCAAAGGCCAUCUCUUACACCCAUGAACAGAGCUGCCCAACGAUCUCAAAACAUGGACAACACAUAACUUCCAGGCCAAUCGAUAAUGAGAGGUUAGACUUCAAGCAAUGA